This is a messenger RNA of Ochotona princeps (American pika), 1579 nucleotides long. RefSeq names its product PEAK family member 3 (gene PEAK3). Gene Ontology annotation, molecular function: protein kinase activity. Lineage: Eukaryota; Metazoa; Chordata; Mammalia; Lagomorpha; Ochotonidae. Gene Ontology annotation, biological process: protein phosphorylation. The transcript has 4 exons. The record is from RefSeq and is a predicted model, not a curated record. The coding region runs from base 152 to 1579 and encodes 475 amino acids. Gene Ontology annotation, cellular component: focal adhesion; actin cytoskeleton.
CUGUGGGGAUGUGAUGGGGAAGUGCUGUGCCCAGCCUGGCCCCUGCGGUCUCAGCGUUGCGUAAGCUUCCUGCCGGCUGCUGCUCUGGGGGCCGCCCGGCCAGGCUGGCCCUGCUGACUGUCAGUCUGCAAAGCUACUGGUGUGUGCCAGCAUGAGCAACGCCCAGACCCCUGAGGCCAACAGCCCCACCCAGCAGACAGAACCCACCUACGGUAACCUUGGAGAGGUGCGGGCCCACCUGCUGCCCUCCAAGGCUGGCCGUGUCCGGACUCCUGGAUCCCUCUCUGGCGCCAACCUACAGCCCCCACCGCUGCCCAGGAAGGCCUUGACCCGCACCCAGUCCCUGCCCACACGCGCUGCCCCUGGUCCCAGCUCCAGCCGAGCAGGACACGCCCAAAGGCCCCUGCUGGGAGCUCACAGUGUGGACAAGAGCCAGGCCGAGGCAGGGCCAGCGGUGCGGGCCCCUGUGGAGCUGACAUCCAGUGUGGCCGAGCUGGCACUGGGCUUCUGCCUUGAGGACCUGCACAGCCCCGUGGCCGUGCACGCGGCACUGACCGCCCAACACCUGCACGGCCUCCGUGGCAUCCGCACGCAGCUGCGGGCGCGGCUCACAGGGGGCCGACCUGGACCCUGCAGUCCCGGCCACAGCUUCCGCCUGCUAGACACGUCGCCCUGCCUGGAGAGCGGUGAUGCGUGCUACUACCGUGUGGUUCGUGUGCUGGAGGACGCCUGGCAUGUGGUAGCAGCCAAGGUGCCCAAGCCGGGGGCUGAGGCGGCCCACUCGCGAGGCCUGGAGCUGCAGGCUUCACUGUCGCCUCACUUCAACCUGCAGGGGCUGUGUGGGCUGCUUCCCGCGGGCACACUGCCCGCAGCACCCUGGACAGGCUCCGCGGCGCUGGUGGCCGAGGUGCCCGAGGACACGGCCACUCGGUGGCUGCAGGAGGUGGGCACGCGGCGGCCCCAGGAGCUGGCCAGGGCUGUGGCCCUGCUCCUGCUGCAGCUGACUGCUGCCCUAGAGUGCCUGGAAGCACGGGGCGUGGUGCUGGCCGAGCUGCGCCCCGAGAACCUGCUGCUGGCGGCACCGAGGGGCUGUGCGCCCGCGGGGCCGCCGCGCCUGCUGCUUGCUGACUUCGGCUGCGUCCACCAGCUGCCCCCGGUACCCCCGGGUGCCCACGCACCCCAGCUAGGCCGCCUGCUCCACAACCUGCUGGGCCCCACCCUGUCCCCGGCCUCACCCUUGGCCAGGGGCCUGCAGCGCCUGGCCGCCCGACUGCCCCAAGCUCGGCCCUCCGCGGCGCGCACACGGGGCGCGCUGCAGGCACUGCUCUGGGGCCCCGGGCUGGAGCUGCGCGGCCCCGGGGUGCCGCUGGGGCCCUGGCUGCAGGUGCGCCGCGCCUGGCUGCUGGUACAGCUGGCGCAGCUGGCUACCCGCGGGCAGGGGCCCGACCUGCAGGACUGGCUGUGCUGUGAGUACCUGACUGAAGCCACCGAGGAGUCACUGGCCCAGGCCCUGGAGCUGCUGGACUGCGCUGAGCCAAAGCCUGGCCCAGCUGGCUCCAGCACCCGCUACCCCCGUUAA